UCUAACCUCUCAGCUCAAAUAUGGGACACUUCAAGACACGAGUAUUGAUUAUCUCCUGCUUAUUGUUUACGUGUUAUGAAGCAGAAAAAUUAAAAACCAGAGGUCUGCGCCAGAAGGAUGUUGACUACAUGGAGAAAUAUUCCAGCUGCCUCCAGGGUCCAGCAGGCACCCCGGGAAGGGACGGAAAUCCAGGAGUGAACGGAAUUCCAGGUACUCCCGGUCUAUCGGGCCGGGAUGGUGCAAAAGGAGAGAAGGGUGAAUGUGUGACGGAGAGGUUUGAAGAGCCGUGGAAACCCAACUACAAGCAAUGUGCCUGGAACUCUCUCAACUACGGCAUUGACCUGGGCAAAAUAACAGUAAGAGUUGAAGGUUUAUGUGAAGGAGUGCGGAAAGGCCUGGUGGAUGUUGCGAUCUGGGUGGGAACCUGCGGCGACUAUCCUCACGGAGACGCUUCCACCGGCUGGAAUUCUGUUUCCCGCGUGAUCAUAGAAGAGCUUCCUCUGAGCAGCUGAGUCCAGAAACGUCCAAGCACUUACUAUUCUAUCACAUUUUUAAACUUCGAGGAUGAAUUGCUUUGUACUACACACUUAUAAAGGUUCCUUAUUGGC
Messenger RNA from Sinocyclocheilus grahami, 608 nucleotides. RefSeq names its product collagen triple helix repeat-containing protein 1-like. NCBI's taxonomy places the organism in Eukaryota, Metazoa, Chordata, Actinopteri, Cypriniformes, Cyprinidae. The record is from RefSeq and is a predicted model, not a curated record. Bases 21 to 512 code for a protein of 163 amino acids. The transcript is spliced from 3 exons.